Solanum verrucosum is the source of this 1402-nucleotide messenger RNA. RefSeq names its product lipid droplet phospholipase 1-like. Bases 125 to 1207 code for a protein of 360 amino acids. The transcript has 11 exons. Lineage: Eukaryota; Viridiplantae; Streptophyta; Magnoliopsida; Solanales; Solanaceae. The record is from RefSeq and is a predicted model, not a curated record.
ACAAGCAUUUCUCUCUCUCCAGAUCUUUAAAUACCUGACCUAAACUGUACUAACCUUUUAAUUAUUUCCACAAUUCUGAUCAAUUCAACUGUGUAUCAAAUGCUACAAUAAAGUUUUAGAGGAAAUGGAGAACGGAAAAGUACACAACGGAGGAGUUUCCUCGUCGGAAACCUUCAACGGCGGAGAAGAUGUAUUUAGUUCUAAACCGUCUGAUGCUUCUACCGCCGAUCAUCUUGUUAUGAUGGUACACGGUAUCCUCGGAAGUGCUUCGGACUGGAAGUUUGGUGCGGAGCAGUUUGUUCGGAAUCUUCCCGACAAAGUUUUUGUUCAUUGCAGUGAACGUAAUAUGGCUAAACUAUCGUUGGAUGGUGUGGAUGUAAUGGGAGAGCGAUUAGCUGAGGAGGUUCUUGAUGUGGUCAAAAGAAGGCCAGGUUUGAAGAAAAUUUCUUUUGUUGCACAUUCGGUUGGAGGAGUAGUGGCAAGAUAUGCAAUUGGGAAAUUAUAUAGACCUCCACGAACGGACAAUGUGCAGAAAUUCUCGGAUGAUACCAGUGAAGAAGGGUCAAAGGGGACAAUAGUCGGCCUGGCACCAAUAAAUUUCAUCACUGUUGCCUCACCUCAUCUGGGUUCCAGGGGUAACAAGCAGGUGCCAUUUCUUUUUGGUGUAACUGCCUUUGAAAAAGCUGCUGGGCUCUGUGUUCAUUGGAUAUUCAAGAAAACGGGCCGACACCUUUUCCUUAACGAAGAUGAAGGAAAGCCUCCAUUACUAAGACGGAUGGUGGAAGAUGAUGGUGAAUUACGCUUUAUGUCUGCAUUAAGUUCAUUCAAGCGAAGGGUCGCAUACUCAAAUGUUGGUUAUGAUCAUAUUGUAGGUUGGGGAACAUCAUCAAUUAGACGUAAUAAUGAACUGCCUAAGUGGGAGGACUCCUUAAAUAAGAAGUAUCCUCACAUUGUGUAUCAAGAACAUUGCAAGGCGUGUGAUGGUGAGCAGGGUGAGUCUGUUGUGAAGGAAGGUGAUCAUUUUGACAAGCUAGAAGAGGAAUUGGUGACUGGUUUAUCUCGGGUAUCCUGGGAGAAAAUAGAUGUCAGCUUUCACAGCAGCAGGAACAGAUUUGCUGCACAUAGUGUUAUUCAGGUGAAGGAUCACUACAUGCAUGCAGAAGGUGCUGAUGUUGUCCAACAUAUAAUAGAUAAUUUUCUUUUAUAGAAGUCAAUAAAAUCUGAAGCACAUUGGAUCGUGGUGGAGAAUACUGAAUUUACAAGGUCAGAAUUGUACUAGUGUCUUGUGAUUACGACAUUUAUGAAAUUUACAGUAAGCAGUUUUGUUAACUCAAUAAUGUCCUAAUGUAACCUUAAACCUGUUUCAUUCUCAAUGAAAAAACAUUAUUUUUCCAUGUUAGAA